This is a messenger RNA of Galeopterus variegatus (Sunda flying lemur), 2130 nucleotides long. RefSeq names its product acyl-CoA synthetase family member 3 (gene ACSF3). The coding region runs from base 1 to 1734 and encodes 577 amino acids. Gene Ontology annotation, biological process: fatty acid metabolic process. The transcript has 9 exons. The record is from RefSeq and is a predicted model, not a curated record. Gene Ontology annotation, molecular function: medium-chain fatty acid-CoA ligase activity. Lineage: Eukaryota; Metazoa; Chordata; Mammalia; Dermoptera; Cynocephalidae.
AUGCUGCCCCACAUGAUGCGGUCCUUUCGGCGCCUGGUCUGCGCCUUGGCCUCCUGCUGGCCAGUGCCCAUGAGACACAGAGGAGGCAGCCUGCUGCACACAGCCUCAGUGGCCUGCCCGGACAGGACUGCCCCGGUGUUCACCCGAGCCCUGGCCUUUGGGGACAGAGUUGCCCUCAUUGACCAGCACGGCCACCACACAUAUAAGGACCUUUACAACCGCGGCCUUCGCCUGUCUCAGGAGAUCUGCAGGCUCCGAGGGUGUGUCAGUGGGGACCUCGGGGAGGAGAGGAUUUCCUUUCUAUGCUCCAACGAUGUCUCCUACGUCAUUGCCCAGUGGGCCUCGUGGAUGAGUGGUGGCAUCGCAGUCCCCCUCUUCAGGAAACACCCUGAAGUCCAGCUGGAGUAUUUCAUCCGGGACUCCCAGAGCUCUGUGGUCAUUGCUGGCCAGGAGUAUGUGGAGCUCCUGAGUCCAGUUGUCAGGAAGCUGGGAGUCCCGCUUCUGCCUCUCACACCCGCUGUCUAUGAUGGGGCUACAGAAGAGGAGGAGGGGCCGGUGCAGGAGCUGCAGGAGCGGGAGUGGAGAGAUCGGGGUGCCAUGAUCAUCUACACGAGUGGGACCACAGGACAGCCCAAGGGCGUGCUAAGCACCCACCACAACAUCAGGGCCAUGGUGACCGGGCUGGUCCACAAGUGGGCGUGGACGAAAGACGAUGUGAUUCUCCAUGUCCUCCCACUGCACCAUGUACACGGCGUGGUCAACAAGCUUCUCUGCCCACUCUGGGUGGGAGCCACCUGUGUGAUGGCGCCCGAGUUCAGCGCUCAGCUGGUUUGGGAAAAGUUCUUAAGCUCUGAAACUCCACGGAUUAAUGUAUUUAUGGCAGUGCCUACAAUAUAUACCAAACUGAUCGAUUACUACGACAGACAUUUUACCCAGCCUCAUGUCCAGGAUUUCAUACGUGCAGUUUGUGAAGAAAAAAUCAGGCUCAUGGUCUCUGGCUCAUCGGCGCUGCCCCUACCCGUGCUGGAGAAGUGGAGGAGCAUCACAGGCCACACUCUGCUGGAGAGGUACGGCAUGACAGAGGUCGGCAUGGCCCUGUCCAGCCCCCUGGCCACGGCGCGCCUGCCAGGUUCUGUGGGGACCCCGCUGCCGGGAGUGCAGGUGCGCAUUGUCUCAGAAAACCCACAGAAAGAGGGCCGCCCCUACGCCAUCCACGCUGAGGGAGAUGAGAGGGAGACCAAGGUGACCCCAGGGUUCGAAGAGAAGGAGGGGGAGCUGCUGGUCAGGGGAUCCUCCGUGUUUCGAGAAUAUUGGGAUAAACCAGAAGAAACUAAAAAUGCUUUCACCUCGGAUGGCUGGUUUAAAACAGGGGACACUGCCGUAUUUAAGGAUGGUGGGUACUGGAUCCGUGGCCGGACGUCAUUGGACAUCAUUAAGAGUGGAGGCUACAAAGUCAGUGCCCUGGAGGUGGAACGGCACCUGCUGGCCCACCCCAGCAUUGCGGAUGUGGCUGUGAUUGGAGUUCCAGAUAUGACCUGGGGCCAGCGGGUCACUGCAGUGGUGACCCUUCGAGAAGGACUCUCACUAACCCACAGGGAGCUCAAAGAGUGGGCCAGAGGCGUGCUGGCCCCGUACGCUGUGCCCUCAGAGCUCCUGCUGGUGGAGGAGAUCCCGCGGAACCAGAUGGGCAAGGUCAACAAGAAGGACCUUCUCAGGCAGUUCUACCCCCUGUGACCAAGGGCGCCAUCAGCCAUCCAGCUCUCGAGAACGUCCCCUUCACACCGAGCACCUGCAGGGGCCCUGCACCCUUUAAACUAGAACCCCCGAAACAGGUUAGACAGAAUCAAGAAGCGGCGGUUUGGGACGAAGUCACUGUGGGAAGCCCCCAGGCCCCAGGCUGCUUGCUGAAGCUCCAGGUGGCCCCAGUCACUCCCCAGUCCCCUCUGCCCAGUCCUCGUGCCACUAGCAUUUACUGACCUCACAGGUGGCACAGCAAGGACGUGGCCAAGGCACCUCUUGUUCCCCAGGUGCCCUGAGGCUGCCAGGCUCUCUCCAGGGCAGGUCCCAGGAGGGUACCAGAGGUGUCAUCCAAGAAAAGAACAGAAAUAAAGACCAUGCAGGAGAAAGCAA